This is a messenger RNA of Scomber japonicus (chub mackerel), 1510 nucleotides long. It is a transcript of the gene gng2, whose product is annotated as guanine nucleotide binding protein (G protein), gamma 2. The transcript has 4 exons. NCBI's taxonomy places the organism in Eukaryota, Metazoa, Chordata, Actinopteri, Scombriformes, Scombridae. Gene Ontology annotation, biological process: G protein-coupled receptor signaling pathway. Bases 293 to 508 code for a protein of 71 amino acids. The record is from RefSeq and is a predicted model, not a curated record. Gene Ontology annotation, cellular component: heterotrimeric G-protein complex. Gene Ontology annotation, molecular function: G-protein beta-subunit binding.
AGUGUGUGUGGAUGUACUCGCCUGCUUCGCUGACUGACUGACUGACUGUGUGUGUGUGUGUGUGUUUUUGUGUGUGACAGAGAGAGAUCAGGAGAGGUGUAGAGCGCGUGGAGACUACUCCACAGGACUGGAUGUGUUUGCCGUCACAAGAAGGGAGCACAAACACAUUUAAAAAAGAGAGCAGAGCGGACACAAACUGCUGACUGAACUGCAGGCAGACAGCGGGGCAGAGUGCGGAGGAGUAAGCAGACAAGACAAAGCAGACGAGUGAGCGGACUGACUGACAGCGUCCAUGGCGAGCAAUAACACGGCCAGCAUCGCACAAGCCAGGAAGCUGGUGGAGCAGCUGAAGAUGGAGGCCAACAUCGACAGGAUAAAGGUGUCAAAAGCAGCAGCAGACUUGAUGUCGUACUGCGAAGCUCACGCCAAAGAAGACCCUCUGUUAUCGCCGGUGCCAGCGUCAGAGAACCCGUUCAGGGAGAAGAAGUUCUUCUGUGCCAUCCUGUAAAAAAAUCCAAUGCAGCAUGGCCCUUCAGCAGUCUGCUCAGUGUGGGACUUUUGAACGCGGACGUUCAAAAUACGUAGAAAUCUUCUAGUAGGAGGGGCACGGCGAUUAUUAUUGCCCCCCCCCCCUCCACCCCUUUCUCGAACGGCACCUUAAGAGUGCAAAAAAUUAAAAAACCACAGAGUUAAACGUGUAACCAUUUAAAGGGGUCGUGAUUGCUUUUUUUGAGGGGGUGUGCAGCAUGUUGAAGGGGUCUGUGCUUUUAGGUAACACACAAAAAGGAUGAUGAUGAUGAUGAUGAUGGUGAUGAUGUGGAGUGUGAUGAUAAACCCAGAGUCGUGACGGACAACCAGUCAACCUACACGAGUCUUCAGGGUUGUGAUGUGUACAAAACAAAUAGUUAAAAAAAAGGAAAAAAAAAAGAUAAAAUGAGAAUUAAAAAAUAUUUUGUGGUUCUUUUUCAGACUUCCAGAUGUUUCUGUUAGAUGGGUUUUUUUGUUGGGGGGGCGAGUCAAGCUUCGUACGACAGCAAACAAAAAAAACCACGCCUACCACUAGACGCCACCGGAUUGAUCAGAAUGUUUCUUUUUCUUUCUUUUCUUUUUCAAAGUUGUUGUUGAUUUUAUAUUUUCAUUUUAAAUUUUACCUACCAACCUAAAUAUCUUUCUAUAACUGUCCGAGUACUGAAAUAGCUGUUGACUUCUUUUUUUUUUUUUUUUUACAGGUUAGUGAAAGCUUUUUUAAUGGGAUGUUUGAAACAUUCGAUUCCUGUGAUUCUCUUUACAAAAAUACCUUUAUGAUGAAGAAGAAGAAAAAAAAAAAGAAAAAUCAGUCUCUGUGUAUCAAACAUCUAUCUGGCAAAAUGUGAUACAGUUUGUCUCCUUCCGAUACGAACCCUCUUUCUACUCUUUGUAUAAAAAUGACUUAGCAAAGUAAACUGUUCUGUGCUGUGAGAUCUGAAUGUUUGUGUUUGUAUCAUUAACUAUUUUGCAUGAAGUGGACAAA